This is a messenger RNA of Neogale vison (American mink), 751 nucleotides long. RefSeq names its product ubiquitin carboxyl-terminal hydrolase 12-like. The record is from RefSeq and is a predicted model, not a curated record. The coding region runs from base 167 to 751 and encodes 194 amino acids. The transcript has 7 exons. Lineage: Eukaryota; Metazoa; Chordata; Mammalia; Carnivora; Mustelidae. Gene Ontology annotation, cellular component: nucleus; cytosol. Gene Ontology annotation, molecular function: cysteine-type deubiquitinase activity; cysteine-type endopeptidase activity. Gene Ontology annotation, biological process: protein deubiquitination.
UCCAUAGCAUAGCCACUCAGAAGAAGAAGGUUGGGGUGAUUCCUCCUAAGAAGUUCAUAACAAGAUUACGGAAGGAAAAUGGCAUUGUCCUGGGUGCUGAAGAUACAGUAGUGAAUGAGACAGAAAAGAUCCUUAUUCUCAAGAAACCUAACUUUUUGACAACUACAUGCAGCAAGAUGCCCAUGAAUUCUUAAAUUACCUACUAAAUACAAUUGCUGAUAUUUUACAAGAAGAAAGAAAGCAGGAAAAACAAAAUGGCCAUUUACCUAAUGGUAAUAUUGACAAUGAGAACAACAACAGCACACCAGAUCCAACGUGGGUUCACGAGAUUUUUCAGGGAAUACUGACAAAUGAAACCAGAUGUUUUACUUGUGAAACUAUAAGCAGCAAAGAUGAAGAUUUUUUAGACCUUUCUGUUGAUGUGGAACAAAACACAUCGAUCACUCACUGCUUAAGGGGUUUCAGCAACACAGAAACUCUGUGCAGUGAAUACAAAUAUUACUGUGAAGAAUGUCGCAGCAAACAGGACGCACACAAACGGAAGAAAGUUAAAAAACUGCUCAUGAUUCUGGCUCUGCACCUGAAGAGGUUUGAAUACCUGGAUCUGCUUCAUCGAUACACAAAACUGUCUUACCGUGUAGUGUUUCCUUUAGAACUUCGUCUGUUUAACAACUCUGGUGAUGCGACCAGUCCUGACAGAAUGUAUGACCUUGUCCCUGUGGUGGUUCAGUGUGGAAGUGGUCCCAACUGA